UUUUAUAUGAUCUGAUUUGACUUUUUCUUCAUCGGUUCAUCCUUCAUCGGUUCAUAUUCUUAUUAAAUAAUUUGUUAAUUUAAAAAAUUCAAAGAAAAAGAUAAUGGGGGAUUACAAUUUGAGUAAAGAACGAAUUAUAUUAAAUGUUGGUGGAGUUAAGUAUGAAACGUAUCGAUCUACUUUAACAGCAUAUCCAGAAACGUUACUCGGAACGAUGUUUCAAGAACGUAAUCAUGCAUUAUUACAUCCAACUAAUGAUAAUGAAUAUUUUAUUGAUCGUAAUGGGAAAGCAUUCCAUUAUAUAUUAGAAUUUUAUCGUACAGGAGAAAUUAUUUGGCCAAGUCAAGAAGAUACUGAUACCAAAACAACAAAUUUUUGUUGUUAUACAUUUGUAACUCGAAAAGAACUUUUGAAAGAAUUGGAUUAUUUUCAAAUUCCAAUGAAAGAGAUGUCACCUGAUAAACAUAAUAUGAGCGCUGAAGAAGAAUAUAAAUUAUUAGCAAUAAAAUUGGAUGGAUUUGUUAAAGCAUUAUUGGAAUCUAUAUGUUUAGCAAGACAAGAUUAUCAAAAUAUUUUACAUGUAAAAUUUUAUGAUAGAUUACCAACAAAAGAUGUACCAAAAUCAAUUCAUUCUCAACCUAAUAUUGAUAAAUUAUUAAAACCUUACGUUUCUAAUAUAAGAUGGAGUUUAGAUAAGAGAUUUAAAUAUGAACCUGAACCAAAUUAUUUUGAUUUAAAGAUUGUUGGUAAUGUUUUUGAUAAAAAUGAAAUCCUUAAAUAUUCUUCUCUUAACUUUAAUUUAUAAAAAAAAAUAAUAAAAUAAUCUUUUUUUU
Molecule: messenger RNA, 833 nt
Organism: Rhizophagus irregularis DAOM 181602=DAOM 197198
Lineage: Eukaryota; Fungi; Glomeromycota; Glomeromycetes; Glomerales; Glomeraceae
Source: RefSeq, a predicted model, not a curated record